AUGGCCGGCUCGACAACGGAUGAUCGCAGUGAUCAUCUCUCCGUGGAAAAGGCGAACAAAACGGCGCCGCCAGAGACCAUUCAAGAAAAUGAGCCCAGCAAUGAUGAAAACGUUGUAUACCCAACAGGAAUUACGCUCAUUCUGAUCAUCACCUCUCUCUGUUUGGCCGUUUUCCUUGUUGCUCUGGAUCAAACAAUCAUCGCCCCAGCUCUUGGAGCCAUCACAGCUGAGUAUAAGAGUGUCAAAGAUAUUGGAUGGUAUGGCUCCGCAUACCUGCUCACGACGACUGCUCUGCAGCCCAUGUACGGAAAUAUCUAUAAGCUGUUCAACGUCAAACUUGCGUACCUUGCUGCAGUCUUCAUUUUCGAAAUCGGUAGUCUGGUUUGCGCUGUCGCCCCCAGCUCGACAGCGUUCAUUGUUGGACGUGCCAUUGCAGGCAUUGGAACAGCCGGUUUGUUCUCUGGGUCCAUUGUCAUCCUGUCUCUCUCAAUGCCACUGAAUCGCCGUCCUCUCGCUUUUGGUCUCAUUGGUGGUAUGUGGGGUAUCGCUUCAGUUGCUGGUCCCCUUCUUGGAGGUGCUUUCACUGAGAAUGUCACUUGGCGCUGGUGUUUUUACAUCAACCUCCCAAUCGGCGGUCUCGCGAUGGUCAUCGUCUUCUUUUUCGUCCGUGUGACCCGCAACACUACUGGUACAGUCGGCCAAACGUUCCUCAGCCGCUUCAGGCAAUUAGACAUCUCCGGAACAGCCAUCUUUAUCCCAGCCGUCAUCUGCCUCCUCCUUGCUCUUCAGUGGGGAGGUGCCGAGUAUCCAUGGAAAAGCGCUACCAUUAUUGGUUUGUUCUGUGGUUUCGGCGCCAUGAUUCUCAUCUUCAUUGGCAUCCAACUUUGGCAACAGGACCGUGGCACCCUUCCUCCUCGGCUUUUCAAGAAUAGGAACGUCUUUUUCGCGAUGAUGUUUGCCAUGUUUUUUGGUGCCGGCUUCUUCCCGCUCAUCUACUAUCUGUCUCUGUACUUCCAGGCAAUCCAAGGUGUCAGCGCUGUCCAAGCGGGUAUUAAGAUCCUGCCUCUUCUCCUCUCAACUGUGCUCAUCUCCAUUUUGUCCGGCGGUAUCAUCACAGUCAUCGGCUAUUACAAUGCAGUGAUCAUCCCUUGCAUGAUCUUGUUCACCGUCGGCUCAGGCAUGAUCACCACCUUCGACGUCCACACGCCACUCAGGGAAUGGUUCGGUUAUCAGGUCAUUGCAGGAUUGGGUAUCGGAGCCGGCUUCCAGAUUGGCGUUCUCAUCGUCCAGACCGUUCUCCCCCAGGAAUGGGUUCCCGUGGGCACUGCCUGUGUUCAGUUCUUCCAGGCCUUUGGCGGUGCCAUCUUCGUCGCUGUCGCCCAGACACUCUUCCAGAACGGCAUGAUUGAUCACAUCAACGCUGCCAACAUCGGUAUUGACCCCCAGAUCUUUAUCAACAGCGGUGCUUCAGAGAUCAAGAAUGUUCUGGAGCAGAUGCACCGACUGGACGCCUUUGACACCGUUCUCGAAGCAUACAUGAUCGGCUUGCGAAACACCUACUACAUUUCGGUCGCUUGUGCCGGCGCCGCGUUCCUGUGCACUCUGGGAUUCGAAUGGAAGUCCGUCAAGAAGGGCCCUGAUGGCAAGGAGAAGAAGCCCGAGCCUGUCAUGGCCGCUUAG
Molecule: messenger RNA, 1680 nt
Organism: Clonostachys rhizophaga
Lineage: Eukaryota; Fungi; Ascomycota; Sordariomycetes; Hypocreales; Bionectriaceae
Source: the annotation of a GenBank genome assembly